ACAGACACGUUCGUUUAGGGAACAGAUAAAUAGCAAGAAACUUCAGCAUGUACUCAACUAAAAGCGAGGGACCGCGCAGAGGAAGAUCUUUUGACUCAAUCAACCUUGGUCUGACAUUGGAAGAGAAGCAACUAAACAAUGAAAUGAGCAAAUCUGCCUUUACAAAGAUAGAGGAGAAUAAUGACAACAAAACCAUGUUUACAGAGAAGGGUCGGACUGCUGUUGUGUUUUCUUUGAAAAAUGAAGUCGGUGGGCUUGUCAAGGCACUAAAACUUUUCCAGGAAAACCACGUCAACCUUGUACACAUUGAGUCGAGAAAAUCCAAAAGACGUAACUCGGAAUUUGAGAUCUUCGUGGACUGUGAUAGUAACCGUGAACAGCUGCACCAGAUCAUUCAGUUGCUGAGGAAACACGUAAACGUGCUUGAGAUGGACGCACUGGACAACCGCUUGCCAGAAGAAAGUGAGAUGGAGAACGUGCCGUGGUUCCCAAAGAAAAUUUCCGAUCUGGAUAAAUGUGCAAACCGUGUGCUGAUGUAUGGAUCAGACCUAGAUGCCGAUCACCCUGGUUUCAAGGACAACGUCUAUCGCAAAAGGAGAAAGUACUUUGCAGACUUGGCCAUGAGCUACAAAUAUGGAGAUCCAAUUCCCCGCAUUGAGUUCACAGAGGAGGAGGUGAAAACAUGGGGAGUUGUGUUUAGAGAGCUGAAUAUACUCUACCCCUCGCACGCCUGUCGUGAGUACCUGAAGAACCUACCACUGCUCACCAAACACUGUGACUUUCGCGAGGACAACAUCCCACAGCUGGAAGAUGUCUCACGCUUCCUCAAAGAGCGUUCUGGCUUCACCAUCAGGCCUGUGGCAAGAUAUCUCUCCCCACGAGACUUCCUGGCAGGUUUAGCCUUCCGUGUGUUUCACUGUACUCAGUAUGUCAGACACAGCUCUGACCCCCUCUACACACCUGAGCCAGACACAUGCCAUGAGCUGCUAGGACAUGUCCCUCUUUUGGCCGAGCCCAGCUUCGCUCAGUUUAGUCAAGAGAUCGGUCUUGCAUCACUGGGGGCGUGUGAUGACUCCAUCCAGAAACUCGCCACUUGUUAUUUCUUCACUGUGGAGUUUGGCCUCUGUAAACAAGAAGGGAAGCUGAGAGCAUAUGGAGCCGGUCUGCUGUCCUCCAUUAGCGAGCUGAAGCAUGCACUAUCAGGAAACUCCAGGAUCUUGCCCUUUGACCCCAAUGUGACAUGCAAACAGGAGUGCAUCAUCACAACCUUUCAGGAUGUCUACUUUGUUUCAGACACGUUUGAGGAAGCAAAAGUAAAAAUGAGGGAGUUUGCAAAGACCAUCAAGCGGCCAUUCUCGAUACGCUACAACCCGUACACACAAAGCGUGGACGUUCUGAAGGACACAACCAGCAUCAACAGUGUAGUGGAGGAGCUAAGACACGAGUUGGACAUUAUUGGAGAUGCACUCAACAGGUUAAACAAACAGUUAGGAGUCUGAAGAACCAAUUUCAUGGCUACUUCAUGUUUCUGUCACAAAUCUAAGUUCACUUGAUUCAUCACCGUUCUUCUCUCUCAAAAUAAUGUAUGGCAUGACUAAAAUGUUUUGUCCUUGAUGAAAUGUACCUGCCAAAUGAACUAAAACCUCUGGUUAAUUUCUAUUGAUAUUAUUAGUCUGGAUUUUUCUUGUUCUGUUUAAUAUGCAGUUCUAUACUAACUGCUUGUAUGUGGUGUUUUUUUUUCUUUUCCUUCUUGGUAAGGGUAUUGCUAGGUGACCACAGAGAUUAAGAUUAAAUUCCAGCUAGGCAUGUGACUUUUAGUCUGCAAAAUUGGUGUCUGUAUAAGGUGAUAUGGGCCUAUUGGCUAUUUUAGUUUUGCAUUUAAGUAAUUUGUUUCAAUUUGACAUCGUAUGGCACCUUAUUACUGUCUUUUAGAAAAACAUAGAAUAUGAUUUAUCUUUUUACCCCCUAUGUGCACAGUAUUAUGAAACAAGUAAAAGUUUUGUAUCAUUGUAAGCCUAAUUCAAUGUAUUAUACAGUGUAUCUCUCUCUUAUUUGUGAAUGGAUGUCUCUCUUCAAGCAUAGAACAGGAUAUGGACAUUGACUUAUUAAAAAUUACAUGUAAAUACUGCACAUGGAAGAAUAUUUUUAAAUUAAUGUAAAACAUACUUAGCUUCUACAGGAGUAAUUAAUCUACACCAUAAGUCUACUUAUCAUUUCAGGUUUAAGAU
This is a messenger RNA of Xyrauchen texanus (razorback sucker), 2228 nucleotides long. Its product is annotated as tryptophan 5-hydroxylase 1-like. The transcript has 11 exons. The record is from RefSeq and is a predicted model, not a curated record. Gene Ontology annotation, molecular function: tryptophan 5-monooxygenase activity; iron ion binding. Gene Ontology annotation, biological process: aromatic amino acid metabolic process; serotonin biosynthetic process. NCBI's taxonomy places the organism in Eukaryota, Metazoa, Chordata, Actinopteri, Cypriniformes, Catostomidae. Bases 48 to 1499 code for a protein of 483 amino acids. Gene Ontology annotation, cellular component: neuron projection.